GCAGCAACAGUGUGGUGCUCUGGGUCUCCAGCUCUGCCUGGCAGAUGAAAUCUCCAGCUCACUGAAUAUCUGCAGGACAGAUUUUUCAUGUUCUUCUGUAAAUGAAUGCUGCCUAACUGCACCAGGAAAAUGGGCACAGGGGAUUAUCUCUGCAUUGCUAUGAGUGGAGGGGCGCCUUGGGGCUUUAGAUUGCAAGGUGGCAAGGAGCAAAAGCAGCCUUUACAAAUCGCCAAGGUUCGCAGCAAGAGCAAAGCAGCUAAGGCUGGACUGUGUGAGGGAGAUGAGGUGGUGUCAAUCAAUGGCAAGCCUUGUGGAGACUUAACGUAUGCUGAAGUGAUUGUUCUGAUGGAAAGCCUGACUGACGUCCUGCAGAUGCUUAUCAAGAGAUCCUCCAGUGGGAUAAAUGAAACCUUGAGUGCUGAAAGAGAAAAUGGAAAGCAAGAUAACAUAAAAAAUGAGGACUAUAGGGAGAGUGCUACACUGCAAAUUAACACAGCGAAAGAGAUACUCCAUGGAGAUUUAUGCAUCACAGAGAUAUACAGUGAGACUCACCAGGGAGCAGGAGACAGCAACACACACUUUUCUGCAACAAAACAAGAGACCACACAAAGCCACAGAAUUACUCCUAAAGUGAUAGGCACCUCUAAACCACUUGUGACAGAUGAGGCUGCUUUCAGAGGGAAGACAGAAGAAAGAAGGCCAGGUACUAUGGUUGAGCUGCAGUUGUCACUCUCGAAUGAUGCGCACAAGGGCACCAAUGCUCCUGCUGUGACUCUCUUGGGAACAGAAAAAUGCACCUCUUCAGGAAGAGGACAUAGUGUACUAGAUGAUGGGACUAGCCCUGUAAUUUCCAUUCCCCUGGGCACGAAAGAAGGCAACAUCCAGUGGUCAAGCAAAGUAGUCCAGUUUUCCAGUAGCAAAGAGAUCAAGAGGAUCCAAGGUGCAGAUCCAUCUCUCCCCAGGGUUGAGGUGAUCCUAGACUGUUCAAACAGGGACAAGGAAGCACCCAGGUCUCUAGCUGAAAGGGGGUGUGUUGAUUCUCAAGUGGAAGGAGGGCAGUCAGAAGCACCUCCUUCCCUUCUCUCCUUUGCAAUCUCAUCAGAAGGCACAGAGCAGAGAGAAGACGACCAGCAUUCGGGAAAGGAUCACAGACCUCACAAGCACAGGGCAAGGCACGCAAGGCUCCGGAGAAGUGAGAGUCUGUCAGAGAAACAGGUCAAAGAAGCCAAAUCUAAAUGUAAAAGUAUUGCAUUGCUGCUGACAGCAGCUCCCAAUCCCAAUUCCAAAGGGGUGUUGAUGUUCAAGAAGCGUCGUCAAAGGGCAAGGAAAUAUACUUUAGUCAGCUACGGUACCGGGGAGUUAGAACGUGACGAAGACGAGGGUGAAGAAGGUGAAGGUGAAGAGGGGGACAAAGAAAACACUUUUGAAGUGAGUUUGGUUGCAACAAGCGAGUCAGAAAUAGAUGAAGAUUUCUUCUCUGACACUGAGAACGACGGUAAGAUUGUGACGUUUGACUGGGAUAGUGGUCUACUUGAGGUUGAGAAGAAGAUAAAAAGUGGAGAGGAGAUGCAAACACUUCCAGAGAGCACAGGUAAAGGGGCCCUCAUGUUUGCCAAGAGAAGGCAGAGGAUGGAUCAGAUUACAGCUGAGCAAGAGGAGAUGAAGGCAAGUACAGUGCAUACAGAGGAAAAAAGGGAAGCCACCAUGUCUGACAGCUACCAGAAGGUAAGCUCUUCAGUCUAUCAAACAAAACAGGAAGAAAUGUCAAGACAGCAGACCUGUGUGAGCAAAAGUUACACAAACGUGAGCCAGAAUCAUAGUAAAAUGAUACAACAAAAUGGUUUUGGCUUAGCUCCAGACACAAACCUCUCUUUUCAACCCGCUGAAGCCCAAAAAGCAGCAUCUUUGAAUAAAACAGCUAAACCCUUCCCUUCUGGGGUUCAAAACCGAGCAGCUGCACCGUUUUCACCCAUAAGAAAUGUCACUAGUCCUCUUUCAGAUAUACCAGCCCCACCUCCUUACUGCUCUAUUAGCCCACCACCUGAGGCUUUAUACAGACCUGUUUCAGCUCCUAUAGCCAGUAGAUCUGCCCCAACUGUGUGGUCACUUACCGAGCCAACAGAACAUAUAGCAUCGAGAGAUGAAAGGAUUGCAGUGCCAGCCAAAAGAACUGGGAUACUGCAAGAGGCAAAGAGAAGAAGCACUUCAAAACCUAUGUUCACUUUCAAAGAAGCACCCAAAGUAAGUCCUAAUCCUGCCCUAUUGUCCCUUGUACACAAUGCAGAGGGCAAAAAAGGUACUGGAGCUGGUUUUGAGUCAGGACCUGAAGAAGACUACCUCAGUUUGGGAGCAGAAGCUUGCAAUUUCAUGCAGACUCAAGCAUCUAAACAGAAGGCUCCUCCUCCUGUUGCUCCAAAGCCUUCACUCAAGGUCUCUCCUACUGCUGGUACUCCUGUUUCACCAGUUUGGUCACCUUCAGCUGUGGCUUCUAACAAGCCUCCUUCCUUCCCAGCACCAGUCUCACCUCAGGCAGCAUAUCCUCCACCACUCAAAUCUCCACAGUAUCCUCAUUCUUCUGUCCAUCCCCCAAGUACUCUCAACCUAGCUGGUCCUUUCAAAGGGCCUCAGGCAACGCUAGCGAGUCCAAACCAUACACCCAAGACACCAGUCACACCAAGUGCUGGAGAAACAAAGCCACCCUUUGAGAUGCCACCAGCUAUGAGUGGAAAAGGAGCACAGUUAUUUGCGAGAAGGCACUCCCGAAUGGAGAAAUAUGUGGUAGAUUCAGAGACUGUGCAGGCAAACAUGGCACGAGCCUCAUCUCCAACUCCAUCUUUACCAGCCUCUUGGAAAUAUUCAUCUAAUGUCCGAGCACCUCCACCUGUUGCUUAUAAUCCCAUCCACUGCCCAUCUUAUCCUCCUGGUGCUAUUAAGCCUUCCUCUAAGUCCACUGCUGCUAACAAAAACACAAAAAGAAAACCUAAGAAAAGUCUCAAUGCCUUGGAUAUUAUGAAACAUAAACCUUAUCAACUCGAUGCAUCUUUAUUUACUUUUCAACCUCCUAGUACUAAAGAAAAUCUUGCUAUUAAGCAGACAUCAAAGCUGUCCACUUCAAAGCAAGCUCUACCUUUCAGACCACCUAGUGCUGGCUCUCCUCCUCAUGGCCGGGCAUCUUCAGUGUACUCCGUGCCUGCCUACAGUUCACAACCCUCGUUCCAGUCAAAUGUCUCUAUCCCAGAUAAUGAAUCAUAUUCACCUACAAGCUACUCUGCAUUUUCUAAGCCAGGAACCACCACAUCCUCAUUGUUUACUGCUCCGAGGCCAAAAUUUUCAGCAAAGAAAGCUGGCGUCAUUGCACAGGGAAGAAGCAGUGGACGCUCAUUAUCACUUCCUGGGAGACCUUCUUCAUUCAUUUCUCCAGCCAUGUCUCCUACUUCUCCUCUUAUAUUUCAGCCUGCCCCUGAUUACUUCAGCAAGCCAGAUACAGCAGCUGACAAACCUGGCAAGAGACUGACUCCCUGGGAAGCAGCAGCAAGAUCUCCUCUUGGCUUAGUGGAUGAAGCUUUUGGGCCUCAAAAUAUGCAGGAGUCCAUUGCUGCUAAUGUAGUAUCAGCUGCUCGCAGGAAAAUACUUCCUGAGCCACCAGAUGAAUGGAAACAAAAAGUUUCUUAUGAGCCCCCAAGUGGUAGUGUAGCCUUAUUAGCGGGAAAGCAACCGGGUAAUGUAUCACACCCUAAAAGCUCCCUGUCUGCCCCAAGUGCUACCAUGAAGGCUGGAUCUCAGCUGAAGUAUGCUUACUGCAGUCAACGGUCCAGAACAGAUCCUGAUAUAAUGUCCAUGGAUUCCAGGUCUGACUAUUGCUUGUCAUCAGCUGAUUCAAACUACAAUCCACAGCCAAGGGGAUGGAGGCGUCCAACAUGAGCAGCUGAAGGGCCAGGCAUAUUUUCCCUUCUUCCAGCUUUACAAGCCUUAUAUUUGAGUUAGAGAAGGAAAGUUUCUUGUUAGCCUGACAAUCUCUGACCUAAAGAAAUCAGGUGACUGACUGGAGCACAGUUUUUAUAUGACUGCAGGGGUAGUAGCCUCUAGAAUAGACUCAGUUUUACAACUAAUCUAAGACUGUUCUAUUUGUCAAAAGGCAAAAAUACACAUUUCUUGGGGUGAAGAGUAGGAUGAAAAUGAGGCAAUCAAUGUGAUAGGUACAAAAAUAUAGAAAGAAUGUAGACAGAUAAAGUACAAAUGCUUGCAGUAAAGUUAAUGUGAAAAAAAAAGCAAAAUAAGGGCAUUUUAAAGACAAGAAAUAUUUUACAAUUUGUAGGUUUUCUGGGUAUGUUUCACAUCUGAGUUCCAAGGUACUAGAUAUAACCAGACUUGGGAAAAUCCUAAGGGAAGUGGAAUACUUGGAAGCACUGGCUUUUUUGCCAUAUAAUUUCUUUACUACAUUUAAAAAAUGAGCUAUGAAAGUUAAUUGAUGAGUAUUUUUACUGUGGCAACAGCUCAGAUACUUCCAUAGACAUGAUACCUGAAUACCUACAACUUGUAGAUAAGUGAGAUUUUAUGCAGUUAUCCAUUUCAGAUGGAUUUCCAGACAGUUUUGAUAGUUUGACAUAUGGUAAUUAAUCAAAAAAUCUGAACAUAACAGGAAGAAAGGUAUUAUUAAUAGAGAUCAGUACCAUGAUACUUGAACAACAAAAAGAAUGUGUAAAGUAUUUAGAGUGCUUUUAAACUGGAUUGCAAGAUAAUUUUGUAAUAAACUAUUGAACAAGCCAGAGGCUGAAAAGCCUUUAUUUCUCUGUGGAAUGCACUACUUCCAGAACAUUUACUGCUACAGCAUCUAGUAAUCUGACUGGCUGGGCAGUUAUUCUUAGUGUCUAGUUAGUUCUCUGUUUAGAAAGCUUUUGACUUGUAUUUUGUUUGGAAAACAUAGUUAAGUUGUUGAUCAAGAACAAUACCUGUUCUACACAGAAAUUGGUAUGUGAAAGAUGGUUUUAUGAAAUGUGUUCCAUGGUGUGAGUCUAGUAGAAGUAGCAAAUAUUUGGAUGGUUGGUUACAAUUAAACUAUUGAUGGAUCUGAGAGAUAGUAAAUAUUUUUUGCUGGUGAUAUCUUGCAUUUACAGCUUAUUCAAAUGAUAGAAACGUGUGGCUAAAAAUAUAUGUAUUCCAAGCUUACUGGGUAGUUUAGAUGGCAUUAAAGCAUUACAUGAAUAUCCCAAGUUUUACAAAGUGCUCUGCAUUCUCCUCAUUUUGUGGGGCAUUCUUCAAGGAUCUGUCAAGCAUCGUCCACUAAAAUUACUGUAGAAGCACUGUUAACUAUCCUUUAGUUUUAGGAAGGUGUCAACUUUGACUAAAGUGAUUAGAUUAGAAACACAGGCAGUAAGAAGAAGUAUAUUACAAAACAUCCCCAUCUGCAAAGAAUUUUCCAUUACAGAAAUUAUAAAAUAUAAUUUGUAAAAAGGCAAAAGUAAAAUUAACCCAAAGUUCAGUCAAGGGGAAACUUCCCAUAAGAGCAAAUAAUCACAUUAAAAAUAUACCCUUCAUGAGUUUAAGUUGGCAGUAAUUCUCUAGUCAAACAGAAGUCUUUCUGAAAUCAAGUGAUCCUUUUGAUCAAGCGAGAAAUGAAGACAUGGGAGUUGUAAACCUUUAAACUAGGAUCAUAUCGCUAUAGCACCUUACAAACUUAUUUUCCAAAAUAUGAAUUUACAAAGAAAAAGUGAUUUUGAAAAAUUAUAUUAACAAGGCUGCCAUGAUAUGCCUGAAAAGAAGCUUUGCACCUCAGUCAUACACGCACAUGAAAAGAGUAAAUUUUCCUGCCACACAGGCAAAAAUACAUUUCUCUCCACAAAGUCCUUUAAUGUCCCCUUUUAUCAUGACUGAGAAUAUUCCCACUGAAACCAAUGGGACUGUGGUAGCCCUAUUAGCCUUAAGGGCUUGUCUUUGAAUCCAGGCCUAUCUCCCUUAAACUAGAUUUCAAGUUUUCACUUAAUUUCAGUGAAACUAUAAUUCAAAGCCAUCAAGCUUUUAACUAUUCAAUGAAUAGUAGUGCAUGUGUAUUUCACAGAAGGCCUACAUUCUGAAAAUUGCACACUACUUAGAUAUUUUGAACUAUUGUCCCUAUUACCAUAAUAAAAUGCUUCCCUAUACCCAAGUCAAGUUCAGGGUUCCAUUUUGAACUGUAUAUUUAACAUUGUGAAACAGGAAGCCAGAUUAAUGAGUUUGCAUUAAGGCAUAUUUUUACCCAGUACAAUUAUUUUAAUUUUCAGAAUCAGAUACUGAACUUUUAAAUUCUCAUUAAAACUAAUGUUGUGAAUUUUAAGGUCAUAUAUGUACCAGAAGGAAAUGUGUGCUAAUUUUAAAUACAUGAAAUUAAAAUUUGUCAAAAGUAUUUUAAAAUUUUGAUGUUACAAAUGAAGUUACAAUACAAAGUGAUAUUAAAAACCCUUUCAUACUGUGAUUACAUAGUAAUACAGAAAAAUAGACUCUAGGAUCAUGCUCUAACCCCCUGCCCCAAAUAUGCAACAAGUACAAGCAUGUAAGAAUGACAGAAUCACUGGCUUUUUGUUAAUUUCCCAAGAAAAAAAACAAGUGUAGCCUUACAAUUUUAUCCUAUCCACAAGCAGGAAUUCAUCAUUAAGUACUUCUGUGAACAUGAGAAUUACUGAUGUUGAGUUUCAUGUGGCUUUAUAUCUAACCACAGAUUAACUUGUGUGUUUAUUUAACAUGACCUUCUGCAGAUUUUUUUUCCUCCUUCUGAGGAUUUACUAGCUCUUUUCCAUAUGGAUUCAUAUCUAAUAUGGAACAAGUUCACACUGCAUCAUUUCCCUCAAUAGCAACAUUGGUAAGUGUAUCCGUCCUCCACCCAGGCAUCUAUUUUUAUAAAGCCUGUGGGCAAUGGAUUGUCUUUGAGAUCUAUUCCACUGCCACUUAGAAAUGAAUCAAAUAAAUAGUUUUGAAGUUAUUAAUGGGAGGACAAACAUACACAUAUGCAUGCAGACAGAUAAUAUGGUCUUGUUUACCAAGGGAAUCAGGCUAAAAUGAGAUUGAGACAAUGUACUGAUUUCAAAGGAAGCAGCAGGCUCAGACUACUAAAUGACAUAUUAAUGCAUACAGAGCUUUACGAAGAAUCACAUGGUAUUUUUUUAGUUUUUAUUCUUCACCCUGUUUUUCCACUAGCAAAGCACCUUCCUAUCAAAUAGUGACUGUUGUGUGUGAGUUUUCAACAUAGUAAUGCAAGUAUUUCUUAAAUUUGUUUUUGAAUGCACAGUUCUACUCAAUAAAUGUGAGGAAAUAAUUCUCUUGAUAUUCUAAAUACGUUGGUUUUGUGUGUUCACCCUCAGAGGUAUCUCUGUUAAUAAGCAGAAUAUUUGAAUACACAAUAUAACUAAAAAUUUACUUAUGUUAGAUGAUGCUGUUCACAACUCUUGUUCAUAAUUUGUUUUCAUUUUGGUUUGCUUUAACACAACCCAGUAUCUAUUCACACUGCAUUUCUGCCUAGAAGCAAAAGACUGUAUUAUCUUUAUAAAAGGCUUUUCACUUCUAAAGACUUUUUGCUCACUGCAAAGUACACUUUAUCUGAGAGUGCAUGCCAGAGAUGUAAAUUGUAUCAUUUAAUAAAGUGAUUUGACCACUUAGAUGAGAAACACAAUUUCGUUUUCCCUAAAUUCUUAUCUGUUUGUUUAAAUAAUCUGAACCCAAGUAAAGCUUAAUCUCUUUUUUCUGUACCAUUUUUAGAUUCACUGGCUUUGCCUGUCGGUGACCUCGUGCUGAUAUGAGCUUCCAGAAGCUUAAAUCAACAUCAGGUCAAAUGGCAAACUUUUCAAAUUCAGUAGAAUUUCAUUUUCACGCUGACUAAGCAGAGGAAGGAAAUACAGUGAAGCACAAUCUACCUAGAUAAAAUAAUAUGGUAACAGCAGUUUUUACUGUUUGAACAUUUUCAUCCUCACUGUAAAAAUCUGCAACUAACAUUUACUUAUUAUAAUUACUUGUCUACCUUACAUGCAUCUAAACCUUUGUUUAGUUCAUAGAAUCAUAGAAUGGUAGUUCCUGUAGGUUUGUUCAUAAGGGCUAAUUUACUAUAUUAAUUUACUAAUAAGGGCUAAAUUACUCUUGUUUAUUCUUAAUUGAAGCAUACUAUUUAAAGAAGAAAUAAAUAUUGAUAACAAAUGUGAACCCAGUCUUUAGACUAUUCAGACUAUUUGGGUGAAUAGCUCUCAAGGAAAUAAGGACAGCAUGUA
Colius striatus (speckled mousebird) is the source of this 8228-nucleotide messenger RNA. It is a transcript of the gene SYNPO2, whose product is annotated as synaptopodin 2. The transcript is spliced from 5 exons. The record is from RefSeq and is a predicted model, not a curated record. NCBI's taxonomy places the organism in Eukaryota, Metazoa, Chordata, Aves, Coliiformes, Coliidae. The coding region runs from base 106 to 3921 and encodes 1271 amino acids. Gene Ontology annotation, biological process: positive regulation of actin filament bundle assembly. Gene Ontology annotation, cellular component: nucleus; stress fiber; Z disc. Gene Ontology annotation, molecular function: actin binding.